Messenger RNA from Tachyglossus aculeatus (Australian echidna), 2963 nucleotides. RefSeq names its product FYN binding protein 1 (gene FYB1). The transcript has 19 exons. Gene Ontology annotation, biological process: protein localization to plasma membrane; T cell receptor signaling pathway; integrin-mediated signaling pathway. Lineage: Eukaryota; Metazoa; Chordata; Mammalia; Monotremata; Tachyglossidae. Gene Ontology annotation, cellular component: plasma membrane. The record is from RefSeq and is a predicted model, not a curated record. Gene Ontology annotation, molecular function: protein binding; lipid binding. The coding region runs from base 78 to 2630 and encodes 850 amino acids.
UCCUCUGGAAUCUGGAAUUUUUGCCGAAGCCCAGAGGACCAGAGGAAAAACGUUUCUCCCCUGAAGCUGUGGCAACUAUGGAUGGCAAGACCGAUGUGAAAUCCCUCAUGGCGAAGUUCAACACAGGGGGGAACCCCACCGAAGAUGCCCCGGGAAGCAACCGGCCUUUCAGGGUGGCGGGGCCAACCCCACCCGCCGCUGGACUCCAGGCCAGGAUGAAUGUCUUUGCCAAUCCAGGUAACGGUUCGCCGCCGGGGCCGGCCAUCCAUCCGAAGCUCGGCUCACCCAAGCCCCCCAUCGCAGGAAAGCCCGGCCUGGAAGAGAAGGCGGACAAGGAGCCGAGGCCCCCGUUUCUGAAGCCCACGGCCGGAGGCCAGCGCUUUGGGGUGCCGGCCAAGCCAGUCAGCAGAGACGUGGAGGGCAGGCCUGGGUUCCCGAAACCCAUGGGCCUCAGACCCAGCGAUCUGCCCAAAGAGGAGGCCAAGCCCAUAUUCCCCAAGCCACUGGGGAGCAAGCUGGCGGCCCACCCGGCACCUCAGGAGAGUGACACGAAGCCUUCCGGCAUGAAAGCGGCCUUUGGUCCCACCGCCCAAGAUCCCGAGCAGAAGCCCGUCUUCCCCAAGCUGUCCGGGGCGAAAGAGAAGUUCAUCGCUGCCUCCCAAGACCAAGACUCCAGACCACCUUUCCCCAAGCCGCUCGUUGGGCAGAAGCCUCCAGCCAGCCAUGUGGCCUCCCCAGCCGAUCAGGGCCCCAGUAGAAACAUCUUACCGCAGAAAGGACUCCCACCUCCCCAGGGCCCCAAGUCCAAAAUCGCUUCCCUCAUAGCAGCCAAAGAAGAUGGGGAAACCAGAGACCAUGGAGCGGAGGCCCCAAACGGGCCUUAUCCUGUGAUGAACCUCAAGCUGACCGUGACCAGAGGGACUCCUGGGCCAGGGGUCCUCAGGAACACCGAGGAAAAGAAGGACGAGCGGAUGGUAGAGGCGGCCAAGAUGCUUUUCGAGAACAGAACGGGACAGGAAGACUCGGGGCCUGGGAGCGCCACUCCACCCAGGAUCCCCAAGCCACCUUCCAAGCUGGCCUUGGGAGGACCCUGGGCCCACACUCAGGAGAAGGAAGGGGCCAACAGGAACCCAUCCGCCCCCAAACGGAAGGCCUUACCUGCUCCGUUCACCCUGGGGCCGGCCCCGCAGAAACCUGACCGACCUCCUACCGUCGACUUGGGGAAAUUCCGAAAACCCAUCUCUGGAAACAGCCCCAACAAAGCACCGACUACAUCUUACUCUCUGGCCACCCCACCGCCACCUCCACCAGCCCAUCCUGCCACCCAGCCUCAGCCCCCUCCACCAUCCUUCCCAACACAACCUCCGGCCCCCAGCUUACCUCCAAGGAACAUCAAAGUUUCCACUGAACCAAAGACUCCCAUAAGUGAAGAAAAUUAUGAUGACGUUGACAUUGACUCCAAUGGUCCCGGAAAUCCAGAUGAGGAUCAAGAGAGUGAUGGGGAAACAUAUGAAGACAUAGAGGCAUCCAAGGAGCGGGAGAGGAAGAGAGACAAGGAAGAAAAGAAAAGGCUAGAGCAAGAGAAAAAAGAACAGAGAGAAAAAGAAAAGAAAGAACAAGAAAUCAGGAAAAAGUUCAAAUUAACUGGACCCAUUCAAGUACUCCAUCAAGCCAAGGCUUGCUGCGAUGUCAAGGGGGGGAAGAAUGAACUGAGCUGCAAGCAGGGAGAUGAAAUUGAAGUCAUCCGCAUCACAGACAACCCAGAAGGAAAGUGGCUGGGACGGACAACGAAAGGGUCUUAUGGUUAUGUAAAAACGACGGCUGUGGAAAUUGACUAUGACUCCUUAAAACGAAAAAAACCCACUCUCUGUGCGACUCCGUUGCGGCCCAUCGAAGAUGACCAAGAAGUCUAUGAUGAUGUUGCCGAUCAGGACAGUAUCACCAGCCAUGGCACUGGUCAGAGUGGAAGUGGAGGUAUGUUCCCUCCUCCUCCAGAUGACGAAAUCUACGACGGAAUUGAUGAAGAAGACAUAGGCGUUAGCUCUACAUCACAGGAUGAAGACAAGACUAAUUCCUGGUCCUGGGGGCUUUUGAAGAUAUUAAAGGGAAAAGAUGACAAAAAGAAAAGUGUACGAGAGAAAUCUAAAGACAUUGACUCAAUCAGUAACGAAGGUUCCUCUUUUCCUCCUCCACCAAAGCAAUUUGGAGUGGAUACAGGAGAUGAUGUUUAUGAUGAUGUAGACUCCUCAGAUUUCCCUGCUCCACCAAUGGAAAUCAGUCCAGGAAUAAUCCUGGGAAAGUCGAAGUCAGAAGAGAAAGAUAUCAAAAAAUUGAAAAGGCAAGAAAAAGAAGAAAAAGAACUCAAGAAAAAAUUUAAAUUUGAAGGUGAAAUUAGAGUCCUUUAUUCAGCAAAAGUCAGCAACUCCCUAGCUGCUAAGAAGUGGGGAGCAAAAGAUUUGCCACUGAAGCCUGGAGAAUCUCUCGAGGUCAUCCAAAGCACAGAUGAUACUAAAGUGCUAUGCAGAAAUGAAGAAGGCAAAUAUGGUUAUGUCCUGAGAAGCUGUUUGGCAGACAAUGAUGGAGAAAUCUAUGAUGACAUUGCUGAUGGUUGCAUCUAUGAUAAUGACUAACUCUCUGCUGUAGUGACUGCUUUCUUCAUUAGUCCUGAGUUUGCAUCGACUUAUUGAAAUCUUACCAAAGAUGAAUGCACAAAAGCCACUGAGCAAUCAACCUUUAUUUUUGACAAAAUUCUACUUAGCGCCGUAAAAGUUCGGUCUCCAGAACUCCUUUCUAAUGGUCUCUGUUCAGCAUCAACAUCGUGGAGAGGUUCAUUAAUAAGACUCAGAAGUCCUCACCUCUCUUCUUCCUGCCUCUGGCUCAGACUGCAAUUUCAAACAGACAAGGAUGCUGCACUCCGGAGUUGCCGAUUUAGAAUGUCGAAAAUGAAUUUGACCAUCCCAGCA